AUGAUCCGUAUUGCUACUAACAGAAAUUCCCGUUAUGUUCUCAUUUCGGUCGGGUUGUUUUUCUUUGUUGCAUUGUUCUAUUUGACCUCGAAUAGUUCUCCUGCUUACCACACCCAGUUAGCUGAUAGCCAGAUCCUUAAUAGCUUUAAGGAUAAGGCUACUACCAUCGUCGAGGAAACAAAAUCUCUGUUUGGUCAGUAUGAAGAUGCCGACACUUAUAAAGGUGGCAGUAAUUCCAACGCGAAGGCUGAAUCUGAAUCCGAUAGCUAUGAAACUGAGAAGACUUCAUCAGAUGCCUUGAAAGAUUCUUCUUCUUCAGAAUCAAAAAACAAUGAACCUCCAAAGCCUCCUUAUCCUCAGUCACCACAAAAAGAUAAGGCCGGAACUGGUACUUCUAAGGAAAAAGUUAAAGCCGAUAAGGCAUUCUCCAGCUCUGAACAACAAAAGGAUGGUAAAACUAAGAGUUACUCUGACUCUGGCUCUGGUUCUGCCGGUCAGGAGGACAGUGUCUUAACUGAAGCUUCAAAAUCAAACACGAAGUCAAAAUCUGGCUCAUCAUCGGGUAAAUGUGACGCUGAUCCAGAAUACGUUGUCAUGAUUGAUGCCGGUUCCAGUGGUUCAAGAGUUCAUAUUUACAAGUUCGAUGUCUGUUACAGCCCUCCAAAGCUCCUUAAUGAGGACUUUGAAAUGCUUAAGCCAGGCCUUUCUUCAUUUGAUACCGACAUUGUUGGUGCUGCUAAGUCCUUGGAUCCAUUGUUGGAACUUGCAGUUAAGUCUGUUCCAAAGGAAUUCCAGGGUUGUACCCCUGUAGCUGUUAAGGCCACUGCUGGUUUAAGAUUGUUGGGUGAAGCAAAGUCUGACGCGAUUUUGCAGGAAGUCCGUAGAUACUUGGAAACCGAAUGGCCAUUUGCCGUGGUCAGCGGUGAUGGUAUUUCUAUCAUGGAUGGGGCUGACGAAGGUGUUUAUGCCUGGAUCACCGCCAACUACUUGAUUGGAAACAUUGGUUCUAGUGAAAAAAUUCCAACUGCCGCAGUUUUUGAUUUGGGUGGUGGCUCCACCCAAAUUGUGUUUGAACCAGAAUUCUCAACCAAUGAGAAACUCCUCGAUGGUGACCACAAGUACCUGAUCGAUUUUGGCAACCGUGACUUUGAAUUAUACCAAUUUUCCCACUUGGGGUAUGGUUUGAUGGAAGGUAGACAAAAGAUUUACAAGCUCAUCUUGGAAUCCUACCUCAAAUCCGACAAGAAACCAACUGGUUUAGUUCCAAUCAAGGGUAAAGAUGUCACCGAAGCCACCGUUGACCUUAUCUCCCCAUGUGUUUCCCCUGGUAAUGUUGCCAAGAAUAUCAAGGUUAAGUACUCUGCAGACGAAACUUACUUGGUGAACUUUAUUGGUGCUGAGGAACCUUCUGGAGCUCAAUGUCGUUAUCUUGCCGAAAAGACUCUUAAUAAGGACUUAGAAUGUGCCCAAUUUCCAUGUUCUUUCAACGGUAUCCACCAACCAUCAUUGAUUAAAAACUUUAAAGAAUCCUCAGACAUGUAUGUGUUCUCUUUCUUUUACGAUAGAACCAACCCAUUGGGGAUGCCAUCCUCAUUCACCCUUGGUGAAAUGCGUGACUUGGCAAAGAUUGUUUGUAACGGUGACUCGUUCUGGGAACAAAUGUUGGGUGCCAUUGAUGGAUCGCUUGAUGAAUUAGCUAGUGAACCAAACUACUGUUUGGAUCUUUCUUUCAUGGUUGCCAUGCUUCACACUGGUUAUGAUAUUCCAUUACAUCGUGAAUUAAAGACCGCCAAGAAGAUUGCUGGUAACGAACUAGGUUGGUGUUUAGGUGCUUCCUUGCCUUUGUUAGACAAAAAAGGCUGGAAAUGCCGUGUCCAAAAAGAGGAUGAAACAUUUUAUUAG
Molecule: messenger RNA, 1902 nt
Organism: Saccharomycopsis crataegensis
Lineage: Eukaryota; Fungi; Ascomycota; Saccharomycetes; Ascoideales; Saccharomycopsidaceae
Gene: GDA1
Product: guanosine diphosphatase
Exons: 2
Coding region: 1-1902 (633 amino acids)
Biological process (GO): protein N-linked glycosylation
Cellular component (GO): Golgi apparatus
Molecular function (GO): hydrolase activity
Source: RefSeq, a predicted model, not a curated record